Molecule: messenger RNA, 616 nt
Organism: Merops nubicus (carmine bee-eater)
Lineage: Eukaryota; Metazoa; Chordata; Aves; Coraciiformes; Meropidae
Product: nucleoside diphosphate kinase 7-like
Exons: 5
Cellular component (GO): centrosome
Source: RefSeq, a predicted model, not a curated record
UCAGGGCUAGCUGGAAAGAUUAUAAAAGCCAUCAUCAAUGAAGGAUUUCAGAUCUCAGCUUUGCAGAUGUUCAACAUGGAGCGUGCAAAUGUGGAAGAAUUUUAUGAAAUAUACAAAGGGGUCGUUGCUGAAUAUAUGGAGAUGGUUACAGAGUUGUGUUCAGGCCCUUGCAUAGCCAUGGAGAUUAUCCAGCCUGAGCCUCCAAAAGUGUUCAGAGACUUCUGUGGUCCUUCUGACCCUGAAAUAGCCCGUCAGCUCCGACCUGGGACUCUGCGUGCUGUCUUUGGGAAGAACAAGAUCCAGAAUGCUGUGCACUGCACAGACCUACCUGAAGAUGGAAUUUUGGAGGUGCAGUAUUUCUUCAAGAUCCUGGACAACUGACAGCAUCAGUCCUCACCCAAGGCAAAAGACCUGGACACAGGCUGGUGUGUGUGUUCAUUCAUUUAUUUGUCCAAUGUUUCAACCUGACUGAAAUACAAGAUCAACAAGAGCACUGUACUCCUGGCUAUUGUUACAUGUUAGAACAUAGAGUUUUGCACUUUAGACAACAUUUAACACCAUUCUAUGGGGUUACUGCAUUGCUUUUUUUAUAAAGUUUAAAAUAAAAGAUUUAUUU